AUGGAGCUUAAUCUAUUAGCGCAUUCGUCAUGUGGAAUGGAUUUGACUGAUGCCGCUCAAAAAAGCGACAUAUUCGCCGAAUUAGAGACGGUAAAAGUGGGUGGGUCCGAUAUCACAGGUCUUCAACAGUGGGUGGGUCCUGUCCCACCCACAUUCAAUGGUUCCGACGCCCAUGAGACAGAACAGAAAGGAGAGACAGUCACUCUCAGAUGUGACAUAUAUGGUGAAGGAGUCACUAGCUGGAGCUACAGCUGGUAUAAAGAAGAUUCAACCAGCGUUUUCAGUGAUCGACAGGAACACACAUUCAGUUUCGUUAAUGACUCUGACGCAGGUAAAUACUCCUGUAAAGGAUCAGAGACAGAAGGAUCACGCUGGUCACAAAUGAGUGAUGCAGUUACACUGACAGUAUCAGACUCAAGAUCUGAUGGUCUCAAACCCAUAAUAACUGGAGUGACUGCAGGACUGACUGUCACAGUUUUGAUCAUUGUCUUCUUGAUCCUGCUGUGGCGCUACAGAAACAACAAAGGUGGAAGAUCUCAGUCUCCCUCUACUGUCAGUCAACAACAGAACAACAGUCAGACAUCAGACCAGAACCACAGUGAAGCCGGAUACAACACACUGCAGUCUGGAACUGCUCAUAUUUAUGACUCCGUUGAUGCAGCUGUUAAAGACAUAAGCACAGACAGUGUAAGUGAGUCUACUGAACACAUCUAUGCUGAGAUUGAACUGAAAUCUACAAAGAAACAGAAGAAAAAGAAAGAAAACAAAGAGAAUAAAACUGAGAGUCCUGACUGCAUUUACUCUAAUCUCAUGCUGCAAACAGAUCAAGGUGCUGGAUCUAGUGAUGUGACAUAUGCUCAGGUGAAUUAAAAAUACCAAGAGGAGAAACUUUCAAUCCCAGGAUACUGAUGAGUUUCAAUCAU
Messenger RNA from Labeo rohita (rohu), 923 nucleotides. RefSeq names its product V-set and transmembrane domain-containing protein 1-like. Bases 1 to 870 code for a protein of 289 amino acids. The transcript is spliced from 8 exons. Lineage: Eukaryota; Metazoa; Chordata; Actinopteri; Cypriniformes; Cyprinidae. The record is from RefSeq and is a predicted model, not a curated record.